AUGUCGUUGAACAAAAACCAAGACAAUGCAUCAUCAUCAGAGUCUCCUCCGUCGUUUUUGUCGUUACCGUACGACAUCAUCUUCAACACUCUAGCAAGGAUCUCUCGAACCAAUUAUCCAAUUCUAUCUCUUGUCUCCAAGAGUUUCCGUUCACUCCUGUCUUCGCCUGACCUCGAGGCCGCACGAUCACUCAUCGGAAGACCCGAGAAGUACCUCCACGUCUGCUUAAACCUCAAUAACAACAACCCUAGCUGGUUCAUACUUUCCCAACGUAAGUUGAUACAAACCCCUUCGUUUUCCUACAAACAUCUCAACUCCUCUAGUGUUGUCUCAACUGGUUCUGAGACUUACGUAAUCGGUGGCAGAGUCUUGGUGGUGAAUGGAAGAAAGAAAAGAAGCAAAAGAGUGUUUCUAAUCGAUUUUAAAACUCAUCAAUGGCGUAAACUCCCCAACAUGCGUGUUUCUCGAAAAGAAGCAGUCGUUGAGGUGAUGGACGGUAAGAUCUAUGUGAUUGGAGGCUGCAGCAGCAAGUAUUCUGCCGAGAAUUAUGGAGAGGUUUACGACCCAAAUACACAAACGUGGGAGCCCACAAGUGUCACAACACGCGAUCUACCCAAUUACACCAACCAACAACGUGCCACCAUGUAUAUCCGACAUCGAGAAGGUUAUUACAGUUCUAAGAUUUGCUUCAUAGCCUCAGAUGUUUUCAGUUCCACCAGGUCAUCCUUGGUAGAGACAGGCAAAAAAUUUUGGUUGGGAGCAAUGGUCAGCAAUGGUGAACUACGCUGCGGUGGCUUAUCUCGGUGGGUUAAAGUUUUAGGACUUGAAGCAAUAUCCUCUAAUUAUCUUAUUUCGGUGACCAACUCUGGCCAAGAUGAGGGAGUUAUAGUUUGGUGGAAGACUAAUUAUGCUAUGGAAUGUAAUACUGAGAUUUGGUGUGCUGAGAUUUUGAUUAAGAUUUACGAUCACAAGACCAUUCGGGGAUCCAUUGAGUGGUCUGAGAAUGUGUUUACCUUCCAGGGAUGUCAUCAAUCUGAUGAUGCUUCCAAAUUCAUGUUGCAUUCUGCUUUAGUAACUCAUGAUUAUUGA
This is a messenger RNA of Eruca vesicaria subsp. sativa (arugula), 1089 nucleotides long. NCBI's taxonomy places the organism in Eukaryota, Viridiplantae, Streptophyta, Magnoliopsida, Brassicales, Brassicaceae. The record is from the annotation of a GenBank genome assembly.